AUGGAUCCGGACCUCAUCACCCGCUCGAAGAUCUGGUUUGACGACGGCAGUGUCGUUAUACAAGCUGAGCAAACGCAAUUUCGUGUUCAUCGAAGCAUGCUUUCGCGCCAUUCGAGCGUCUUUCGAGAUAUGUUUUCCGUUCCCCAACCACCAGGAGAUCAGGAACCGGUCAUUGAAGGAUGUUCUAUCGUUCAUGUUUCAGAAUCUUCUCUGGAUUGGAAGAAUCUCCUAACGUUGAUGUAUGACAACCUUAGAGCGUAUCGGUCAGAUGAUCCAAUGCCCAUUUCCCUGAUAGCAGUCAUGCUCCGUCUUGGGAAGAAGUAUGACAUGGAGCACUUCUUGAAGGAGGCGGUCGCUCGUUUACAAUAUGAAUUUCCCAGGAAUCUAUCCGACUGGGACUCGAUAUGUGACCAACCAUUUCUCAAGAUCGCGCCAUCGGGUGACUUGGUGCUGCUGGAUAUCACCAUUCUGGCUCGGGAAGCCAGAAUUCAAUCUAUCUUGCCCUUGGCAUAUUUUCUUUUUUGUCGAGGUGAAGAACAAAUGAAACAAGUAUUUUUGAUAUACGACACUGAAUAUGGAACCAAGGCCAUUGCUCCACCGGAUCUACAGAAAAUUUUAGUUCUUGGACGGGAGGGAAUGCUUCGAGGCAUCAUGGACAACACCUAUGGAUGGCUGGCGGAUGACAAAUGUAUUCCACACACCUCUUGCAAGAGACCCACACUUUGCGCUGCAGCACGACUAAAGCUACUCUUAAAAGUUUGCAUUCCAAUUCCUGACGUAGAGAUUGCGUUGGAUCAGUGGAAUAAAGCGGAGCAUGCGACCGACCUCUGCGAUACAUGCGCGAAGCAGGCUGAAAUACGCUAUAGAAUCGGUCGGCAAGAAUUUUGGUCGGAGCUGCCCUCCUACUUCGACCUUGAUAAUUGGGAACAUCUCACCGAUUCUCCGACCUGA
Messenger RNA from Laccaria bicolor S238N-H82, 951 nucleotides. RefSeq lists its product as uncharacterized. Bases 1 to 951 code for a protein of 316 amino acids. Gene Ontology annotation, molecular function: protein binding. The record is from RefSeq and is a predicted model, not a curated record. The transcript is spliced from 3 exons. Lineage: Eukaryota; Fungi; Basidiomycota; Agaricomycetes; Agaricales; Hydnangiaceae.